AUGGCUGGGAAUGCGCAACGCGAUACACAGCGCGAUGACUCGAUGGCUUCGGGAGGCGGUUUAGGUCUCUUCUCUCACCUCCCUGAGCAACGCAUCCGCGUCGCCAAGGCCUGCGAAUCAUGUCGUCAGCGUCGCGUCAAAUGUUCCGGAGACCGUCCCGCCUGUCAACACUGUCGUACCUACGGAUUUGAGUGCAAGUACGAACUGAGCCGCAAACGCAACCGAGCUCAAGACGAAAUAACCGAACUGCGCCAAAUCAACACAACCUACCAGCAACUCCUGCGCAACAUCCUCCCUCACCUCCCACAAGGCCCCGCUUCCGCCGUAACCGAGGCACUCCGCCAGACGAACGCUCUUGGUUCCCCGUCUAGAUCAUCCGGCGAUGACCCCUUUGAUGCGGAUGCGGAUGAGGUAUCGUCGUUACAUUCGCUGGAUGCGAUCGAGGAGGAUUUCAACACCAUUGAUCUCAACCGUCCCGAGGGGUUCAUUGGUCCCGCGACGGAUGUAGCCUUCGUCCGUGCCAUCAUCAGCAAACUCAACGAAAAAGACCACGCCCCCUCCGCACACGCAACCCCCGGCCGUAAUCCCGACUCGACCUCCACCUCCAUAUCCCGCCACCCCGAUAUCCACACAACCUUCCACCUCGACGACGUCAAACCCGGUCCCGACCCCUCCACCGUCGAGACCUCCAUCCUCCCGUCCCGCCACCUCGCAGAUAUCUUUCUGGAGAGAUACUGGGGCUGUUCUCAUAUCGUCUUUCCAUUCCUCGAUCGUCGGCAGUUCAUGGAGAGGUAUGACACAUUCUGGGAUGAACCACCCCCGAUGGUGGGACAAGUGAAUACGUUCCGCGCACUAGUCAACAUCGUUCUCGCGAUCGGUGCAUACCAAGUCUGGCGUUCCGAACCACUCGGGGAAGGAAUUCCAUCUACCUCCGCUGAUGCCUCGCCGAAGAUCCACGAAGAACUCUAUGCCCGUGCACAGAUAUGCGCCGGCAACUUGGAAGAGGUAGGUCGUUUGAUGCACAUCCAAUACGUCCUCCUCUGCGCUCUCUUCCUCACCAGCAUGGACCGCCCCAACCGCGCCUGGAACACCAUCGGCCUCGCCGUUCGCCUCGCAUACGGUAUCGGGCUCAACCUCAAAAACGAGGCGAUGGAAGGCGUCACGGAAGUCCAAAAAGAAACACGUAAUAGGACGUGGUGGUCGAUCUAUUGUUUGGAGUUUGAGUUGUCGCAUAUGUUGUCCAGACCGCCGUGUAUCUCAGACUCAGAUGUCUUCGCUGCCCUCCCACGCGAAAUCGACGACGAAUAUCUCCACGCUGACGGAAACAUCGGUGAACAACCUCCUAGCCAACGUUCCUACGUCUCUUUCCUGUUAUCAGAGACAAAAUACGUGAGAAUCAUCACGGACGCAACCCGGAAGCUACACUCUGUGCAGGCCUCACAUACCCCCUGGAACAUCAUCCAACAAAACAUCAUGGACGCCGAACGCGAGCUAAAACAAUGGAAUUCCUCCCUCCCCGAUAUCCUCAAAUUCGACGUCCCAGGCUCGUCAACCUCUUACGGCGCCGGCCGCGGUUUGCACUCCGGUCCCCACGGUCCCCACAGCAGCCACACACCCCGCCGCCGUCCUGAUAUCGAAGACGCGAUGUUGAGGUUUUACUCGCCCACGUUUAAACGGCUCAGAUUCGCGUUGGAGUUGCAGUAUUAUAAUGCGAGGAUAUGGAUUAUGCGUGUAUGUCUCUCCAGCUGUUCACCGCGUUCUGGGGAGACGCAUGCUCAUGAUUCAAGGUUCGAUGUGGACGCUUACGCUGCGCGGGCUUGUAUCGACUCUGCCGUCGCCACGAUCUCGGCGAUGGAGUCCCAUCAUGCUGCGGCAUUUGCGGAGAGUGGAGCAACGGGUGUUGUACCCGAGCGGGAAGCGGAGGCUGCGGCGAGUUUGGUGAUGACGAGCUCGGCGUGGUGGGUGAUUUGCUUCUACCUCAUGUCCGCCGCAGUCGUCCUCGUCGCCGCUCUUGUCAUCGAUCCGGACCGUGAACGCAAAGAUGAGCUCCAUGCUUGUGUCGAGAAGUGUACACGUCUCUAUGAGCGUAUCGGGAGGACACAGGAGAGUGCGAGGAGGUGUUUGAGGAUCGUGCAGGACUUGAGACGGGCAAUCGCAGAAGGUGGGUUGAGAGAUCGAACGAGGGAGGGGAGGAGCGGGAAUGCCUUCAUGGACAGGGAUAGGGAAAUGGCGGAUAACGAGGGAAGACCCUUCGCUCAACCUUCGUCGCCGAAAAGGAAGGUGCAGAGAAGUGACUCUGGCAGAGACGAGGGAUCCGCCUGGCCCUUCCGCACACCGGACGGCUCAGCCGGGCAGGAACGUCACUCACAAAGCGACCUCAGCCUCUCUCAAUCCAAUCUGUACACCCCAUCUCAAACACGCCCAAGUAUGCCUUCGUCAACGACCUCUGCCUCCUCCGCACCCAUCGCAUCUGCCACCACCCCUGGCUACACCCCCUAUCACCGUUCGCAACCCAACACACACCUUCCUCAUGUUCCCGCACCAGCACGAAUAGACCCUACGCCCGCGUCCUCUAUGACAGCCACCACGCCAACUACGACAACGGGCGGGUUCGCUGAUGCUCGCGGUCGUCACCUCCCUCCGCCAAUCCCGCAAGUACCGCUCGGUAGCCCAGUACGCAUCCAACCAUCCCUGAUCCCGACAUUACCGCCGUACUCGAGUAUCCACCACCACGGUGGCUCUCCGCCAGGAGGAGGAGGAGGAGGAGGAGAGGGCCCGCCGCGCGCAGUCCCGAACGUUCUCCAUGGUGCUUACUCCCCCAGUGCCUUCCCCUUCGAUCCAGGUCACAAAUACGGCCAGGGUGGUCCACCGUGGCCGUAUCAGCAGGUCCCGUAUCCUGGAUCAUAUCAAACCCAGGGCCACGGAUCAGGACCUCAAGCUAUGAAUAUGGCGAUGGGUAUGAACAUGGGGAUGGGGAAUCCGGCUUGGACGGGACAAGUCCAGUGGGCGCCGCCUGCGCCGUCGCAUCCUCAUUCUUCACAUCAACGUCGGUAUUCACAACCGCAGCCUCAUAUUCAAGAAAGGCCGGUACGGACGCAGUCACAAUCUUCCGCGAACCUGAAUGUCAAUUUGAACCUCCCUCCGACAACCAGCAGAUCAGGCGCCGGACCCGCUGGCCAAGGACCAGAACAACGAAUAGAUCAAGGCAACGCAGAGGGGAUCGGACGGACUAUGCAGGGAGUGCAAAGUCCCGGUAUGGGUAGUAGGACCAGUGGUAGUGGGACGAUGAGUAGUGCGACGAUGAGUAGUACGACGAUGAUGCAGAGUGCUGGGAGUGCUGAGACGAUCCGUCCCGGUCCCCGCGCAAGUCAUGAGGAGCGGUAG
Saitoella complicata NRRL Y-17804 is the source of this 3384-nucleotide messenger RNA. RefSeq lists its product as uncharacterized. Bases 1 to 3384 code for a protein of 1127 amino acids. NCBI's taxonomy places the organism in Eukaryota, Fungi, Ascomycota, Saitoellomycetes, Saitoellales, Saitoellaceae. The transcript has 3 exons. Gene Ontology annotation, biological process: DNA-templated transcription; regulation of DNA-templated transcription. Gene Ontology annotation, molecular function: DNA binding; zinc ion binding; DNA-binding transcription factor activity, RNA polymerase II-specific. The record is from RefSeq and is a predicted model, not a curated record.